AUGCUGCACCACCUCCGCCGAGGCGCGUCAACCGCCGCCGUCCAGCGCUCGAUCGGGCGGCCAGCGAUGACGCAAUCUCCAUCCCGCACCUUCCACUUUAGCUCUUCAACAGCCAAGUCUUCAUCUUCGAGUGGGAACCAGCGCACUGCCAGCGCCGCCUCUUUCUUUCUAGACGCCAAGGCCGCCUGCAAGGGCAAGAACUGCGUUCUAGGGAAGGAACCCAGCGGCAUUGGAGCCAAUCCAGCUACGUGUGGAGAGGACUCUUUUUUUAUCACACCGGACGUCGUGGGAGUGGCUGAUGGUGUCGGUGGCUGGAACGAGAACGGAGUGGAUCCGGGCAAGAUCUCGCGCUCACUUAUGCGCAAUGCGGCCGUGUUUGUGCGACAGCAGAGAGCUGAGAACAGUAGCGCCUCCACACAGAAAAUUCUGUCCCAUGGCUACAAUCAAGCACUAUUGGACGACGGAGUGGAAGCAGGCAGCACGACUGCGUGCAUUGUAAGACUCAAACACUCGAGCGAUGGUAAGCCUGUGCUGGAGUACUCGAACCUUGGAGAUUCAGGCUUUGUUGUCAUUCGACAUGGCAAAAUCAUCUUCCGAAGUCAGUUCCAGUGUUAUGGACGUGCACCGUAUCAGCUGGCAAAAGUCCCGCUUCGAUUUAAGCAGUAUGGUGCUAUUGAAAACCGCCCUGAUGAUGCUGACUCGGGUGAGAUUGAUGUACAAGAUGGAGAUCUUGUGGUGCUUGCCACUGACGGCGUAUGGGACAACUUUGCGCCGGAUCUCCAAAAGGUGCCGAGACAAUUUCCGCCGGCGCUCUCCUGGCGACGGUACUGGUCGGUAGAGCUUGCGUCCUUUGUGGAAGUUGUUACGGAGAGCCCCGACGAGGCAGCCAAAAAUGUCGUGAUGGCCUCACUGCGCCACAAUCUUAAACCGGACGACAUUACGGUUAUCGUGGCGAAAGUAGUCGUGAUGGCAUCUAAGCUGUAG
This is a messenger RNA of Peronospora matthiolae, 984 nucleotides long. NCBI's taxonomy places the organism in Eukaryota, Oomycota, Peronosporomycetes, Peronosporales, Peronosporaceae. The record is from the annotation of a GenBank genome assembly.